AUGGAAGGAGAAAAUGGAUCACUUGUCCCAAUGGAAGUAGCGAGCACUCCCUUUAAGCAGGAACAACCACAACAACAUCAAACACCUCAACCGCAAUCACCAAUACCACCCGAAGAUGCUGUAAGGGAACAAGUCACAGUUCCUCCCCCUUCACAGCAUCCUAAACCCACUAAAAGAUCAAAAUGGGAAUCUGAAAAUGAAAGUGAAGAAGAGGCAGAAGAGCAGCAUCAGCAUAAACAACGACAGAGAAUACUACUAAAGAAACGAAGGACCAAUAAAAAAGGCAAAAUUCACAUUGACUCUACUGAGGAAGAACAAGGUUCUCAGACUGAUGAAGGAACAAAAUCUACAAAACAACUACUGCAAUCACAAACCGAGGAUAGUGGUGGUGGUAUUGUUAGUUCUCAGUCACCAGGACAACAAAAGUCUUUGGUAUCACCUAAUGCUGUCGUUAGUACAACUACUCUCGAAAAUUCAGAAUUUUCAUUAAACGUGCCUCGCACGCCGAAACGUGAAACAUCACAGCAUGUGUUUGCUAAACUAAAACCUCACGAAGUGAAAGCACCAGUGCUCGCAGGGUGUCGUAGCGUUGAUAACUACGAGAAACUGAAUAGGAUAGAAGAAGGCGCUUACGGUAUAGUGUUUCGUGCACGUGACAAAGCAACCGGUGAAAUUGUAGCGUUGAAAAAAUUAAAAUUGGACAAAGAGAAAAAUGGGUUUCCGAUUACUUCGUUACGUGAAGUCGCCACUUUGUUGACGGCAAAACAUCUAAAUAUCGUCAAUGUUCGCGAGAUUGUGGUUGGCGAGACUCUAACACAAGUUUUUAUAGUCAUGGAUUUCGUUGAACACGAUCUCAAAAGCCUGAUGGAAGAUAUGCGUCGUCCUUUCUCACACUCUGAAAUAAAAACCAUUAUGCUUCAAUUAUUAUCUGCUGUUGCUAUGCUACAUGAUAACUGGAUUAUUCAUCGUGAUCUGAAAACUUCUAAUUUGCUGUUGAAUAAUCGUGGGCAAAUAAAGGUGGCGGAUUUUGGCCUGGCGAGAUCUUAUGGGAGUCCACUGGGGAAAAUGACCGAACUGGUGGUGACUCUUUGGUACAGAGCCCCAGAAUUGUUGCUUGGUGCAAAGAAAUACUCGACUGCUAUUGAUAUCUGGUCGGUCGGCUGUAUUUUUGGUGAGUUGUUAAAUAAGGAGCCGUUGUUCCCUGGUCGAAGUGAGAUUGAUCAGUUAGAUCAGAUUUUCAAAUUGUUAGGAACUCCUGAUGAAAGAAUAUGGCCCGGGUUUUCUAUCUUACCGAAUUCUAGAACUUUUGUUUCGAAACAGAUGAAAGGACAUUUACGAUCCCGAUUCUUGGAUUUAUCAGAAAACGGACUCGAUCUAAUGCAAAAGAUGUUAACUUACGAUCCGGCAAAACGGAUCACCGCCGAAGAGGCAUUAAAGCAUCCGUAUUUCACGCAAGUUUCAUCAAAAAAUAAUUCAGAACGACCUGCACCAAAGGAUCCAGAAAUGUUUCCGACAUGGCCUUCAAAAGGCGGUGGAGAGCGACGAAAAUCCUAUGCUAGCCCAUCUGCUCCAAAAGGAGUACACCACGGCGGUGAAUUCGAUGAAGACGAUCCAGCAUUUCUGGGCUCGAUUUUCGAGAACCAGAUGGCAUCGGGUGUUGAUCGUGGGUUCCGAUUGAACUUUGGAGGAAAUACUCGUGAAUAA
Messenger RNA from Ambispora gerdemannii, 1704 nucleotides. The record is from the annotation of a GenBank genome assembly. NCBI's taxonomy places the organism in Eukaryota, Fungi, Glomeromycota, Glomeromycetes, Archaeosporales, Ambisporaceae.